AGAAAUUCUGCAGUCCUUCCGACCCCUCUCCUGCCGGAAACCAAUUCUCGACAUGAAUGGGACUCAUCACGACUUCCGGCGGCGAGAGUCGAACCUCGACCUACGCCAACCUUCAAGAUAGCAGGGAAGCGGCCGAGCCAGGGGACUUCCCGUGCGGCCGUCGGGACCCUUUUUCAUCACAGGCCACUGCAACGCCGCGAGGAGUGUCGAGCGAGAGAGAUGAAAAAAGGAGCGAGAUCGCGUAACAAACAAUUAGCGCGCGCUCGCGUUUAGAAAGGAAAAGUGUUUGGCGCCCCUCCCCUUCGCCCUGACGGCCCCUCCCUCCCCGCCAGCGCGCGCUCGUAACGGGAAAGAGCGUGCGCUGGCUCUCGGGGGGCGGCGGCGUGGGUGCCGCCACUCCGAUGGUCCGCAGCGGACGCGCGCUCCGGCGUCUUCAGCAGUCAGUCGGUGCUUCAGUGGCCCAGCCGCAGCAGCCCUGCCGAGACAGUGACGAGCAGUGCCCCGAGUGACCCACGGACCCCUCCAGCAUCCAGCCCGGCACCGCACGCCCUCUCGACAGCAGAGGUCGGCCUGGACUCCAGAUGAGCGUGGUCGGGGCGCCGCUGCCGUGGUACUGCUUUUACCCGCGGGCACCCUUGCACCCGUCCAGCCCCCCUCCGGCGCCGGGGCGCCGCCAUGUUGUGGUGAGCAUGCGCGAGAAAGAUUCGAGCCCACGCAAGAUGAUCGGCCGCUACAGCGCCCGCGCCGACGGCGGUUCGCCCAAACAGGCCGCCGUCUACCCCGCCGAGUCGGCGCGCCACGUCGCGGCGCCGCCAGACGACGCCGACGAGCCGUUCGACUUGUCGAGACACUCGACGCCGCCCGCGGCGCCGCCGCCGCAGCAGGCCGGCGGCGACCACUCGCGCGAGGAGCAGCCGCUCGACCUGCGCAUGGAACACAAGAAGACGCGGCGCGACGAGAACCGCAACGUCGUCCUGCGCACCCCCUCCCCUCCGGCGCCGCAGCCACCUCCCCUUGCCGCCCUCUACCCCAUCGUGCUCGAAGCCAUGCAGCCGCACCGCUUCCGGCCCUACUCGGCCCCCUUCCUGCCGCCCCCUCCACCCGCCAACACCAAGGUGCUCGACAACAACAACAGUCCCUCGGCCGCCAACCACAACGUCCCGCCGACCACGCCCAACGGCACCAAACCCAGGGACAGAUACGCUUGCAAGUUCUGCGGAAAGGUUUUCCCGCGAUCGGCGAACCUAACGCGUCACCUGCGCACACACACGGGCGAGCAGCCAUACAAAUGCAAGUAUUGCGAGCGUUCGUUCAGCAUCUCGUCCAACCUGCAGCGCCACGUGCGCAACAUCCACAACAAGGAGAAGCCGUUCAAGUGUCCGUUGUGCGAGCGCUGCUUCGGCCAGCAGACCAACCUGGACCGGCACCUGAAGAAGCACGACGCCGACGGCCCGACCAUCCUCGACCCACGGGGUCCCACCGGAAUGCUCGGAGGGGCCCCCCGCGCCCCUCACGAAACCUAUUUCGACGAGAUCCGCUCGUUCAUGGGCAAGGUGGGCGCCGCCGCGCGUCGGCGCCGCUUUUCGGACGCGUCCAGCCCCGCGUCGUCGCCCGCCUCGGCGUCGCCGCCCUUGCACGAUUGACGUACGUGUGUACCUGAUGAGCGCCCCCCUCCACCACCCCCCCACCUCGAGUUACCAGCAUAUUUUCAUCCGUUCAUCGUUACUUAGUAGGCUUAAGCGUUCAUUAUUUUUUUUGUCGUGGUCACCAUUCAUUCAUACAUACUUAACCCUUUCAUCGUUUUCAUCGAUUAAUUUAAUUUAAUGUCAUCCUCAUUAACCAUCGUCACCCCGCGCUGCAUCACCUAACUUAUUUUUAAAAAAAAAACGUCCGUCCAUUUCUCCUCACACGAGCACAGCCUCUCCCCUCCAUCGAAUGAAACUGCCAAACAGAAAAAUCCCUCAUUCCAGCGAGCUGUGAUCACGCGAGCAAUUUUCUGCCGCUCACUUGAGAGAGACAUUGCGUUGUUUUCAAUCAACAAAUUUAUUUUCAAAUUGAAGAACAUGCAAAUGUCUCUUGUAAUUUUAGCGGUCGAUAUUUUCAUGAAAUUCUAGAAGAAAAAAGUUCAAAUCCUUUCCGACAUUCUCAAAUUUUGCUUUUACUCCAAUUUUUGUUCCUAGCAACGAGUGCAAUGAUUUUUUUUUUUUUAAAUAAUUUUGUUAUUAGUGAAAACCUUGGUUCGGUUUCGUUGAAGGAACUGACGCCUCUUGUGUAAAUUUCCUCGCAAAUAAUUUGUACUUAGUAAAAUUUAGCAAACGAGAAUUUUAACUUGAUAAUUUUUGAUCUGCUAGUCACUUUGGAUCGUGCUGUAAAAUUUAUUCCUUGCUCUCUUAUUUUGUGAAGAAAAAAUUAUCCCUUAAGUGGUGUGUGUAAAUAUACGUUUUUGUUCAAAGCUUCAACUUAGCUUUUCUUCUCCCCGUUUCUUUUCUGUCCUCAAGUUUAAGAAUUUGCGAAAAUUGCUCCAGCGUCGAUUGUUCGGUCGACGCUAAAUCUCUUUUCCAUCAAUGUAGACAAGUAAAAUUAUGUAUCAAAUAAAAAAUAAAAGUGAAAAAUGAGAAAUUAUA
Neocloeon triangulifer is the source of this 2624-nucleotide messenger RNA. RefSeq names its product transcription factor hamlet-like. The record is from RefSeq and is a predicted model, not a curated record. Gene Ontology annotation, molecular function: DNA-binding transcription activator activity, RNA polymerase II-specific; RNA polymerase II cis-regulatory region sequence-specific DNA binding. Bases 582 to 1643 code for a protein of 353 amino acids. Gene Ontology annotation, cellular component: nucleus. Lineage: Eukaryota; Metazoa; Arthropoda; Insecta; Ephemeroptera; Baetidae. Gene Ontology annotation, biological process: regulation of transcription by RNA polymerase II. The transcript is spliced from 4 exons.